AUGCAGAGUGGAAAACCUGCUAAUUCUUGGGCAUCAGGCAAGUACUCAGAAGCAGGAAACUAUUAUUUCCAGACUGAAGGCUCCUCUGGUCUAGCCCAAAGCAAACCUCAAAAGGAUCCUACUCCUAGUUCAAUGGCCAGAACUAGUCUUGUGGCCCCACCCAAUCCCAGGGGAACAAGAAACACCAUCCCAGUGUCUCGAAGGAGGGGUGCUAGAAAUGCUGGGCGAACAGCACUAGUGACAACCACCAUUGCAGAGAUGCAGACAUGUGGCCUUGAAACAAACUUGUUUGCCUUGAUUGCUUAUUCUUCCUGCCAAAACGAUCAUGUGGUUAGAAAAGCACUGAUCCUACUGGCCCACUCAGAGAGGACAUCCUUCAACUACGCCAUGAAGGAGGCCGCCGUAGAGGCUUUGAAGAGGAAAGGAUGGGAGGUCACUGUGUCGGACCUAUAUGCCAUGAACUUCAAUCCCGUCAUCUCCAGAAACAACAUCAUAGGUAAACUGGAGGACCCCGGGAACUCUCAGUAUCCUGCCGAGUCUGUUCUAGCUUAUAAAGAAGGCCGUUUGAGCCCAGAUAUUGUGGCCGAACAAAAGAAGCUGCAAGCCACAGACUUUGUGAUUUUUCAGGUUGGCACUCUGCAUUUCUGUGGCUUCCAAGUCUUGGAACCUCAACUGACAAAUAGCAUUGGGCACACUCCCGAGGAUGUCCGAAUUCAGAUCCUGGAAGGAUGGAAGAAACGCCAGGAGAAUAUUUGGGAUGAGAUGCCACUGUAUUUUGCUCCAAGUAGCCUCUUUGACCUAAACUUCCAGGCAGGAUUCUUAAUGAAAAAGGAGGUACAGGAUGAACAGAAAAAUAAGAAAUUUGGCCUUUCAGUGGGCCAUCACUUGGGCAAGUCCAUCCCGACGGACAACCAGAUCAAAGCCAGAAAAUAA
This is a messenger RNA of Balaenoptera ricei (Rice's whale), 933 nucleotides long. It is a transcript of the gene NQO1, whose product is annotated as NAD(P)H quinone dehydrogenase 1. NCBI's taxonomy places the organism in Eukaryota, Metazoa, Chordata, Mammalia, Artiodactyla, Balaenopteridae. Gene Ontology annotation, cellular component: cytosol. Gene Ontology annotation, molecular function: NAD(P)H dehydrogenase (quinone) activity. The record is from RefSeq and is a predicted model, not a curated record.